Arctia plantaginis is the source of this 1491-nucleotide messenger RNA. Lineage: Eukaryota; Metazoa; Arthropoda; Insecta; Lepidoptera; Erebidae. The record is from the annotation of a GenBank genome assembly.
AUGUAUAUUAUGCAAAACUUGUGGCAUGUCAUUAUAUUGCUGUACAGCAGCAUCAGUGUGCAUUCAUUAAAUAUAUUAGGUGUGUUUCCAUACCAAGGUAAGAGUCACUUUUUCGUGUUUGAACCAUACCUCCAGGAACUGGCACGAAGGAAUCAUAAUGUAACAGUCAUAUCAUACUUUCCUCAAGAAAAACCUAUAGCGAACUAUCACGACAUAAGUUUAGCUGGAAAAACAAUGAUAUUGGAAAGUGUAUUUCCUGUGGACAGAUCGUAUUGGAUUUUAAUGAAAAUAUUUUCCUUUCUUUUUGAGAAGGGCAGAGAUAACUGUGAAGUGUUGCUAGAAAAUGAAAAUGUUCAGAACCUGUGGCAGUCAGAAACGAAAUUCGAUGUAGUUGUGACAGAACAGUUUAACAGUGAUUGUUCCUUGGGACUCGCUUACAAAUUAGGAGCUCCCGUUGUUGGGAUGACUUCGCACGUUCUGAUGCCGUGGCAUUACGAACGUCUUGGAAUUCAUUACAACCCUUCAUACAUGUCUUUCCAGUUUUGCGAAGGAGGUACAAAGCCAACAUUUUAUCAACGUUUGGAAAGAGUUGUUCUUCACAAUCUUUGCACCAUUUUAUAUAAAUAUACUUGUCAAAGAGUGAAUGAAAAUCAAAUUCAAAAAUAUUUCGACAUUCCUUCAUUGCAAGACCUAGCGAAAGAUGUAAAAGCUGUACUGAUGUAUACAAAUUUUCCUGUUAAUGGUCCUGGCCUCUAUCCACCGAAUGUUAUCGAAGUAGGAGGCUACCACGUUGCAAAAACGAAGGAACUACCUAAAGACUUAAAGAAAUUUAUUGAAGAAUCUGAACAUGGAGUAAUAUUUAUAAGCUUUGGAUCAAUGUUAAAAGCUGCAACAACUCCGGAAGAUAAAGUGGCAGCUAUAGUUGCAGCCAUAUCAGAACUACCCCAAAGAGUUGUAUGGAAAUGGGAUGGAAAGGUUUUACCUGGAAAUCCGAAGAACGUGUACUUGUCUAACUGGCUACCGCAAAAUGACAUUUUAGCUCAUCCAAAAUUAGUAGCAUUCUACUCUCACUGUGGCAUGUUAAGCACAACAGAAGCUAUCUACCAUGGAGUACCCAUGAUCGGUAUGCCAGUAUUUGGAGACCAGCCAGGAAAUGCUGCAGCCAUGGAAGAAAGUGGUUUAGGUGUACAAAUCCAGAUAAGAGACCUAACCAAAGAGACUUUGUUGCAAAAAUUGAAAACCAUCUUGGAUCCAGAAUUUAGAAGAAAAGUGAAAGAGCUGUCUGCAGUUUGGCAUGAUCGUCCAUCUUCUGCGAUGGAUACCGCUAUUUACUGGACUGAGUUUGUUGGACGUACUAAAAACUAUACAUUUAGAUCACCAGCUGCUACCGUGCCAUUCUAUCAAUAUUUAUAUUUGGAUAUCAUAACACUACUGAUGAGGAUACAGGUGUCUCGACCAUGUCAACUUAUAGUUCCUCAAAAUUUGCCUUAG